UUGAAUGCGUAAUCCAAUCUGCUGCGCGCAUGACAGAGAAGUAAAAAUCGAGUAGGCCUAUUCCCAUCCGCUGAUGACGACCCAGCAUUUUUACACCUAGACUCUCGGCCCUUUUAGUCUGCCCCGACUACUACACCUCGUAAGAUGGACGAACUCUAUUCACCUCCCUCGGUCAACGACACCCUCUGGAAGACAUUCGACGUGCCCAUCAUGAGGCAGAACGUCAGCGUAGCUCAGGAGCGCUUCCGUAUGUUGGUGGUCGUCGUUGGAUUGUUUCUGAAUACCCUCGUCGUUCUGGUGGUGAGCGGAUCGCGACAAUUGCGCUACCCGCGUCACGUCUUCUGGGCCGCCAUUUCUCUGUUCGAGUGUCUCUUCUUGGCCGAGUGCGUCCUCGAACUGGCCGUCAUCGUCUAUAAAAACCAAUCGGCCUGCCGGAUGUUCGUCCUGUUAGCUUCCGUCGACUACUCCAUCCUGUUGGUCUGCCUGUCGCUGGCCGCAUUCGAUCGCUACUUGUCCAUCGUUCGCUACGAAUGGUACAAGAAAAGCGUCACCGUUCGCGGAGUGGUUUGGUUGCUCUCCCUGGCCUCGCUCCUGACGUUCGUCAUUGUCACCGGCCCGUUUUGGACCGGCUAUCUCUCCAUCCACACCUGCACCGUCAAUUUGGCUCACGUCUACUAUGUUUUCGCCUGGGACUUGUGCCUGGGCAUUCUCUGCGUCAUUCUCCACUUCAAAAUCUUCGUCGAGUCCAAGAAUCUCAUCCGACAGUACAAGUCGAGCUACCGCCGGGAGCCCAUGACUGUCAGGUUCAUCAACCACUCAACGAUUAGAGCAUCCAUCACGGAUCUGGCUGAAGGACCGACUUUGACGAUGGACGACACUUCGCAUUCGGCCAAAAGAGUUUUCGUCGAUUACGCUGGAAAUAAUUCAUCAGUAGCUGUCAGAAAUAAAAACACCGGUGGUCCAAUCGCUUCAUUCGCCGCCCAAGAAAAUAUCGAUUCGACCGAAUGUUUUCCUUGGACGAUUCAACGGCAUCACUCCAAUAACGUCAACCGUCUAGAAGUGCGGGCGGCCCUUAGCAUGUCCGUCAACGUCCUGCCGUUUUGGCUGUGCACAUUUCCAGUUUCUGUUCACGCGAUCGCCAUGUACUGGUGCAUCCGCCUGGAGGGUGAUUGUGCGGUCGUUCUGAGUGUCGGGUCUUUUGUCCGCGAUUUCUUCCUGUUUCAUUCCAUUUAUAAUCCGAUCAUGUACAUGUCGACCAGCAGCGAAUUCAGACGCUCCCUCCUCCACAUUGCCUGGAAAUUGAAAAACAAGUUAUUCGUUCUCCUUCACAGCAUCAGAUGAUGAUGAAGUCGACGUUCCUAAUUAUAAAUGUGCUCACCAUUCAUCACUGC
This is a messenger RNA of Daphnia pulicaria, 1391 nucleotides long. RefSeq lists its product as uncharacterized. Gene Ontology annotation, biological process: G protein-coupled adenosine receptor signaling pathway; adenylate cyclase-activating G protein-coupled receptor signaling pathway. Gene Ontology annotation, cellular component: membrane. The record is from RefSeq and is a predicted model, not a curated record. Lineage: Eukaryota; Metazoa; Arthropoda; Branchiopoda; Diplostraca; Daphniidae. The coding region runs from base 145 to 1341 and encodes 398 amino acids. The transcript has 2 exons. Gene Ontology annotation, molecular function: G protein-coupled receptor activity.